AAGAGCUUCAAAUGCAUUAAUCUCAAUACAUUCACGGAGUAGACGUACUGGUGCCUUCAAGGACCGUGGUCAAUUUCGCCUUAUUAUUAACGGGUACGACUGAUUUACGUACGUAAAAAGGUCCUCAAUUUCCCUUAAUUAUCUUAAACUGAGAUGUUUACUACAAGAGAGUCCCCUCAUCCGAGACAAUAAAUGGCGGAGGAGCGGCACUCCCACCUCGGCGUCGCCUCUUAAAAACCUCGUGCGGUUCAUUAUUAAUUUGACGAAGCGUGUGGCUGAUAUGAAGCAGCUCCGUGUGUCUCUGGUGGACUUAACAGUGCAGCUGGGGCCGCCCGCCCGCCCGCCGCUGUGAGCACGGCGGAGGUGACAUCACGCGUCCCCCGGCGCUGACGACGAGCAGGCAGCGGAGAGCGUUGCCCCCCUAGCUGGGCAGAAAUGACAGCGUGAGCGCCGCAGCCAUUAUCGGAACACUGUGGGAGUGUUUUUUUUUCUUUCAUUAAAAAUAUUAUUCCCUAAAAGACGGCCCCGCAAACGCAUGACGCCGCGAUUACCUCUAAAAUCCUGCUGCGGUUUUCAGCUGUGCGCGGCGCCUCGGCUCGUCCUCAGCUGAUCUUACGAUCGAGAGCAACCUGCGUGUUUGAUUCCGCAGGAAAAAAAAAAAAAAAAAAGAAUUAACGACGCUGCCCGGGACUGCGCUCAGAAACGGCCCCGUAACACCCGCAGUGCACUGAGCGGAUAAAUAAUAUAGAUACAUAUUUUAAAAUGACAGGAUACUGAGUUGACGCCGCUGCACGUCGAAUCCACGCACGCCUUUAUUUAUUGUUUUGGACAGCCGCUCCGAGACGAUGCCUCCCUCGUCUGACAGUCACAUGCGAUAGGCUGCAUGUGAACGCGGCUGCCGGAGCGACCGAACAUGGGAUGCAUCGGGGCCUUUCUGCAGAGAAUAAGGCGCGGGAUGAAGCUGGACCGGUUCAGAGAGCUGGGCCGACAGUACCCGCUGUUCUGCUUUCUGCUGCUGGCCCUGCUGCUGUCCACCGUGCUGUUAAACAGAUAUAUACACAUUAUAAUGGUGUUCUGGUCCUUCCUGGCUGGAGUCGUCACCUUCUACUGCUCUCUGGGGCCAGAGUCUCUGCUCCCCAACAUCUUCAUGUCCAUCAAGCCAAAGAGCAAGUCCUACCAACAGGAGCUGUUUCCGCUGGGCCACAGCUGUGCUGUCUGUGGAAAAAUCAAAUGCAAAAGGCACAGACCGACUUUAUUACUGGAAAACUACCAGCCAUGGCUCGACCUGAAAGUUCCCUCUAAGGUGGAUGCGUCUCUUUCAGAGAUUCUGGAGCUGGUUCUGGAAAACUUUGUGUAUCCAUGGUAUAGAGACAUCACUGAUGAUGAGGCGUUUGUGGAUGAACUGAGGGUGACUCUGCGCUUCUUUGCAGCUGUGUUGGUCCGCCGAACCCAGAAGGUGGAUGUGGCGUCCCUCAUCACGCGAAAGCUUCUCAAAGUUUCCAUGAAGCACAUUGAAAUAAUCAGCAAGGCGAGACAGAGAGUGAAGAACUCUGAGUUUCUUCAACAAGCAGCCCUGGAGGAGUACGGCCCGGACCUCCACGUGGCCCUUCGCAGCCGCAGAGAUGAGCUCCUCUACCUGAGGAAGCUGACGGAGAUGCUCUUCCCCUACAUCCUGCCGCCCAAGGCUACAGACUGCAGAUCUCUUACUCUCCUGAUAAGAGAAGUCUUGGCUGGUUCUGUCUUCCUUCCUUCAAUGGACUACUUGGCCGAUCCUGACACAGUGAAUCAUUUGCUUUUGAUAUUUAUCGACAACUCCCCCCCUGAAGAGGCCACAGAGCCCGCUUCAACAUUGGUUCCUUUCCUGCAGAAGUACUCCGAUAUCCGCAACAAAAAGCCCUCUCAGGUGCUGAAGCUGGAGCUGAAGGAAAUCCGAGAGCAGCAAGACCUUCUCUUCCGCUUCAUGAACUUCCUGAAGCAAGAAGGGGCCGUCCACGUGCUCCAGUUCUGCCUCGCGGUUGAGGAAUUCAACGACAGGAUAUUGUGCCCGGAGCUGUCCGACUCGGAGAAGAUGAUGCUCCACGAGGAGGUGAAGAAGAUCUACGAGACCUACUGUUUGGACGAGAGCAUUGACAAGAUCCGCUUCGACCCCUUUAUAGUGGAAGAAAUACGCAACAUUGCAGAGGGCCCGUAUCCGCAGGUGGUGAAGCUGCAGACCAUGAGGUGUUUGUUUGAGGCCUACGAGCACGUGCUGUCCCUCCUGGAGAACGUUUUCACCCCCAUGUUUUGUCACAGCGACGAGUACUUCCGCCAGCUUCUGAGAGGGGCCGAGUCCCCUGCCAGGAAUUCCAGGAUGAGCAGAAAUAGCCUCAGUUUGGAUGACAUUCGUUCCUGGGACUGGAGCCCCGAGUCCCCGUCCUCACUGUUCACCGCCUCUGGCAGCUCUUCACCCGCAUCCUUUAACUCCCUCCAUGCCCAGUCCACGUUCACAACUUUACCAUACGGCUCGCUAUCCCACCGCCACUCAUCACCCAAGAACACGUCGAAGAGGGGCGAGUCCUUCGGGAUCAGCCGCAUUGGCAGUAAGAUCAAAGGGGUGUUCAAGAGCACUACCAUGGAGGGGGCCAUGCUGCCAUCCUACGGGCUGGUGGAGGGAGAGGACGAUAUGGUGGAGGAAGCCAUGAUGGUGCUGGAGGACGACUCCCCCAUGGAGGCGGCCUCCACCCCCAGCACCCCUCGGAACCUCUCAGCCUGGAACAUCACCAUCCCGUACAUCGAUUUCUAUGACGACGACGUGAAGAGGGAGAGGAUUCCUGUGUUCUGUAUCGAUGUGGAGCGCAACGACCGGAAGGCAGUGGGACACGAGACUGAGCACUGGUCUGUGUACAGAAGAUACCUGGAGUUCUACGUCCUCGAAUCGAAGCUCACUGAGUUUCAUGGCUCGUUUCCAGAUGCACAGUUGCCUUCGAAGAGAAUCAUCGGUCCCAAGAAUUAUGAGUUCCUCACAUCCAAGCGAGAGGAGUUCCAGGAAUACCUUCAGAAACUUCUACAGCACCCGGAGCUGAGCAACAGUCAGCUCCUCGCCGACUUCCUGUCCCCUCAUAGUAUGGAGUCUCAGUUCUUGGACAAGAUGCUACCUGACGUCAACCUGGGGAAAAUCAUUAAGUCAGUUCCCAGCAAGCUGAUAAAAGAGAAAGGGCAGCAUCUGGAGCCCUUCAUCCAGUCCUUCUUCAACUCUUGUGAAUCUCCCAAACCCAAACCCAGCCGCCCCGAGCUCACCAUCCUGAGCCCCACCUCAGAAAACGAUAAAAAGCUCUUCAACGACCUGUUCAAAAACAAUGCCAACCGGUCAGAGUUGACUGAGAAGAGACACAAUCAGAAUUACUUCAUGGAGAUGAUCACUGUUGAAGGGGUGUAUGACUACUUAAUGUUUUUGGGACGAGUUGUCUUCCACAUUCCAGACUGGCUGCACCACCUGCUAAUGACAGGCAGGAUGCUGCUCAAGAACACAAUCGAAGCCUACACAGAUUAUUACCUUCAGUACAAGCUGAACCAGGUGGUGCAGGAGCACCGGCUCGUCUCCCUCAUCACUCUGCUUAGAGACACAGUUUUUUGUGAGAGCAGUGCACCCCGCUCGGCUCAAGACAAGCAGAGGCGGGCGAAGAAGACAUUUGAGGAGAUGAUGACCUAUAUUCCAGACUUCCUCGCGAAAUGUAUCGGAGAAGAGGCCAAGUACGAAGGCGUACGUCUGCUCUUUGAUGGACUCCAGCAGCCAGUUCUGAACAAACAGCUGACAUAUGUGCUGUUGGACAUCGCAAUUCAAGAACUCUUUCCGGAGCUGAACAAGGUCCAAAAGGAGGCGUCUGUGAUGGCUCCGUGGAUGUAAAAUGGACAGUUCAGUGAACAUGAGCCAACAUGCUUACGCCCACACUAACUCAGAGACUUUUGUCGGCCCCGUCACCUGAAACUAACAUCAAUCACAGGUGAAACAGCUGUUCUGAUUACCUGCCACAACAAGGAGAGGAAACAUGGGGCCCCUGCUGCUUUAUCCAUUAUUCACUUUGUAAAAUAAAUUGUAUAAAUAAAUUACAUAACGGCA
Acanthopagrus latus (yellowfin seabream) is the source of this 4096-nucleotide messenger RNA. Its product is annotated as sorting nexin-14-like. Gene Ontology annotation, molecular function: phosphatidylinositol-3,5-bisphosphate binding. Bases 914 to 3883 code for a protein of 989 amino acids. Gene Ontology annotation, biological process: autophagosome maturation. The transcript has 30 exons. Lineage: Eukaryota; Metazoa; Chordata; Actinopteri; Spariformes; Sparidae. Gene Ontology annotation, cellular component: late endosome. The record is from RefSeq and is a predicted model, not a curated record.